This is a messenger RNA of Calidris pugnax (ruff), 3354 nucleotides long. It is a transcript of the gene CIP2A, whose product is annotated as KIAA1524 ortholog. Lineage: Eukaryota; Metazoa; Chordata; Aves; Charadriiformes; Scolopacidae. The transcript is spliced from 21 exons. Gene Ontology annotation, molecular function: protein binding. The record is from RefSeq and is a predicted model, not a curated record. The coding region runs from base 45 to 2735 and encodes 896 amino acids.
GCGGUGUUUGUCGUUCGCUGCUGUGAGGCGGCAGGUCGGACGCCAUGGACGCCUUGGCCUGUAUGAAGUCUCUUCUUCUGGCAGCCUCGCAGUACCGGACGGCCAAGACAGCACCCAACGCGGCGUUCCUGCAGCGCAGCCUGGAGGUGAUCUCUGGACUGAAGCUUACACGAUUAUUUGCUUCAAACCAGAUUCUACCAAGUGAAUGUCUCAGUUGCCUAGUAGAACUCCUCGAGGAUGCUAAUAUAAGCCCAUCUCUAACCUUGUCUGUGGUUACUUUGCUAUCACAGCUAGCUUUGGACAAUGAGACUAGAGAAGCUCUCCAGGAUACCUACAAUCUGACCAGCGUGCUGGCAGGAGUGGUUCGUCGAAGUUCUACUAAUCUUACUGACCCAGUUUUAUUGCAGAGUAUUCAGUUGCUGCAGAGGCUAACCUACAAUGUUCCCAUCUUCUGCGCUGGUGCCAACAUCGAAGAGUUACUUUCAUUUCUAAUGCAUCAUGUUCAAGCCGCUGAAGACGAGUUAACAAUACCAUGUUUAGGACUCCUGGCAAAUCUCUGUCGUCACAACUUAUCUAUUCAAACUCAGAUAAAAUCUUUGAAUAAUGUGAAGAGUUUCUAUCGUACCUUAAUAAGUUUCCUGGCCCAUAGUAAUUUGACUAUGGUUGUGUUUGCACUUUCAGUAUUAUCAAGCCUUACUUUAAAUGAAGAAGUAGGAGAAAAACUCUUUCAUGCUCGAAAUAUCCAUCAGACAUUUCAGUUAAUAUUCAAUAUUGUUGUAAAUGGAGAUGGUACUCUAACAAAAAUAUACUCUGUUGACCUACUCAUGGAUCUUCUGAAGAACCCCAAAGUUGCACAUUAUCUUACCAGAUAUGAGUACUUUACCUCAUGUCUUGGUCAAGUAUUAGGUCUUCUUCAUGGAAGGGAUCCUGAUUCAUCAGCUAAGAUCUUAGAGCUGCUGCUCGCCUUCUGUUCUGUGGUAGAACUGCGUCAUACCCUGCGGCAGGCAAUACUGGAACCGUCUGCCUUGCCAGUCUCUGCAAAUACCAGAUUUGUGACUCGCUCAAAGACUUUUGAACCAUCUGUUGCAUUGGUGCACUUCUCAAACCAACCAUUGGAAGGCUCUGAAGACUGUGCAGUUCUAGCAUUGCAACUAUUCAAAGAAAUUGUUGAGGAUGUUAUUAAUAGUGGGAACAGUGCCUCAGCCGAACACUUUGUGGAUCUUUUGCUGCCUGUUCUUCUUGAUCAUCUUCAGAUGCCGGAACAGAUUGUGGAUGAGCUAUUAGUGAAGAAAAAGUGUGAAAGAAUGGUUAAGGCUAUUAAUGUCCUGACAAUGCUCUGUAGAGAUGACAUACUGAAAAUGCGUGCCUCGAAGGCACUGACUGCCAGCCAAUGCACGUCUCUCAUAGAACACCAGUUUACCGAUCGUGGGAUUGAUACUGGUUUUGGGACAAAAGUAGUGGACUCUAAAAUGUGCAAACUUGCUGCUGAUUUUAUUUUGAAAACACUUGAUCUUAUGAGCAAACUGAAGCAGGAUGUACCUGGUAUGGAGGUCAGCUUCUACAAAAUUUUACAGGAUCAACGCUUGAUUACACCUUUGACAUUGGCUUUAACAUCAGACCAAAGGGAGCAAGUCCAAAUGGGACUUAGAAUACUGUUUGAGGCUGCACCCUUACCAGAUUUUCCUGCCAUAGUGCUUGGUGAAAGCAUUGCAGCAAAUAAUGCUUACAGACAACAAGAAACAGAGCACACGUCAAAAAGAAUCCAAAUGCAGUCACCCAUGACCAGUGUUAAUUCAGUGAGGUGUUCUUCCUCCUGUCCUUCAAAUGAUGAAUCCACAACCUCAAAUAUUCAGGAAUUAAUACAAAAACUUCAUUCUGGACUAGAGAUGAAGGAGCCAGUCACCGACGUGAGGAUUUCUGACAUAAUGGAUGUGUAUGAGCAGAAGCUGUCGGCGUUAGCAUCUAAAGAAACUAGGCUGCAGGACCUUUUGGAAACAAAGGCGGUAGCUCUGGCUCAGGGCGACAGGCUGAUGGCUCAGUACCGAUGUCAGAGAGCCCAGGCUGAGUCCGAGGCAAGAACUCUUGCUGCAAUGCUGAAGGAUGCAGAACGAAAAAAUGAAGAACUUAAUGAUUUGCUGAAAGCUCAGCAGGUAGAAUCUGAAAGAGCACAGGCUGAUAUUGAACAGCUCCUUCAACACAACAGGAAAUUACAAACAGUUGCUGAAGAACAGGAAAUACUGAAAAAAUCCUUUGUCGAUCUUCUUCAGAGGUAUGAAACAACUGAAAGACAAUAUAAAGAUCUACAGACUACAUUAAAUUCAGUAAAUAAACAAAUGGAAUCACUCAAGCAGCAGAAUGACAGGACUGCUGCACAGUUGGCAGAAGCUGAAGAUCACAGAAAAGAAUUACAGCAACAGCUACAGGAGACCUUGCAACAGAAAAUAGUUUUGGAAGAAAAACUGAAAGCUCAGCAGAAAGAAAAAGCAGAUAUGGAACAAACUAUAGAUAUUCUUAGAAAGGAAUUAAGUAAAACUGAACAAGCAAGGAAAGAACUGAGUAUCAAGGUGUCUUCUCUGGAAGUUCAAAAAUCCCAAUUGGAAGGACGCUUGGAAGAAAAAGAAGCGCUUGUAACAAUGCAGAAGGAAGAACUGAACAAACAGUCCAACAUGAUUGCAAUGAUCCACAGUCUAAGUGGUGGCAAGCUAUGUGCAGAAACAGUAAACCUCACUUUAUAGGGCUCUGUUGUAAAGGUCUUAGUAUUUUAUACAUAUGUAUGAAUAUAUAUAUGUAAGGAUUUUUACACCUAAAGCUUAAAAAAAAAUCUAAAAGUAACUAUGAAUUGUGAAGAAAAAGUAGUAGUUCUGGAAGCUUUUGUCUGAAAAAAACUGAGCCGCUGUAUAGCAAAGAGGUCUUCUGAUGGUGGAGGCGUUCCUCUUUAUGAGGAGAUAGGAGUUUGAGCAAGUAGAACACCACAUCUGAAUGGCUUUUCAGCAAAUAGCAUCAAUUAGGGAAAGUGUGCUAAAAUGAACUAGAUGGGAAUGUCAAGCGUGUUACUAAUUAAACUGAUAAAUGCUGGUCUGACUUUGAUUUCCAACGGUGGAAUGGGAGGGCAAAAAGUCAAGCUGCUCACCAGAGUAAGGUUAUGCAGUAAUAAGGUUCAUGUCCUCAGGAAAUGGUAAAUGAAUUGUUGUUAGUUUACAUGCUAGAAUCCACAGUAAUAAGCAUGGUGUAUAAAUAUUGAUUGUUUGGGUUUUUUUCCCCUGGAAAAAAUGUGCUGCUUCAGUAUGUUGUUGUAAGCCACGCGUUGCUCAACUCUGUUGGGUUGCACAGCAAAUAAAUGCAUGGACACAUCAA